UAUCUUUAAAUAAAGGUGGCCCAAAUUACCGAACAAAAAACACUAUUCACGGCCACACCUGUUUAAAAUAAUCGACACGCGAUUUACAAAAAAAUAAACAGUUCGUCUCGCACCUUUCAAAUUACCUGAGAAAAUGGGUCAUCAGUGCAUUGCGACCUCAAUAAACGAAUUUACAAAUUGAUUCAAAUUUAGCGCCAUUAUUGGCACUGAAACUUCAAAAUCCUCGCUUCUGAUUGGCUCAAUUCGCGUCAUGGCGGGCGAAGAGCACGUGGAAAUUGUGGAAAACGGUGAAAAUCAUCAAAAAACAAAUAAAAGAAAACGCGAACCAUCCGUUUUGGACAAUUUUACGAAAUUGACCAAUGGACUAGAGAAAGUGCGAGUCAAAGCCGGCGUUGAUUUACUCCGGUAUUUAACAAGUGACAAAAACGGGGAACAAGGCGUCGAUGAGUUGAAAUACGCAUUAGGGCGUUUGAUACGUGGUCUUGGGUCGUCGAAAAUUCAAGCAAAAACUGGCUUUUUUUCCGCUUUAGUUGCCUUACUUAACCUCAAAAGUUUCACGAUUGAGGAGAUUUUCACACACGUGGAGAAGGAAUUGCAUAAAGGGGGCAGUAAUAGUAAAAGUGAAAAUGCCGAUAUUUGUUCAGGGCAGAUUUUACUCUGUGGGGCUAUACUUAGGUCAAAUUUAUACGAAAACUGUGACGAAAAGGAGAAAAUUAAGAUUGUGGAAAUGUUACUUAAAGCCGGCAAAGAGAGGUCUUACUUGAAUCUAGCCUCGUGUAAAUUUUUAACUGAUUUAUUUGAAAAAAUUGAGCAAAAAGAAUUCGAGAAUUUAUUUUUUCCACUUGUAAAGAGUGAUUUAGCGAAACCGUGGCAAGAACACUCUUUGGACACUCUUUUUUUGCUUUUACAAAUACAAAAUCAUUUUCCCGGUUCUUUACACUCAAAAUUUUUGAAAAAUAAUUUAGGAACGGAAGAAGUGAUUUGUAGUGAAAGUUUAUACGACUUAGCUUUGACUUUGACGACUAUACCACGCGUAUCGUCCUUGAAACACCCAAUCUUUGACUUGUUUAUCAACAUUUUAUCACACACCGACUUGAUCGUGAAUUUUUUCAACGAAUUAGAUCGCACGUUGAUAAGACAAAAUCGAAAUAAAUUUUUCGUAGCGACGAGACUUCUCACCGGAAUUUUGAACGAAUUGAAUGAUCCUUCUCUAAUUCCCGAACUUUUAACAAGAAAUUACCUCCAACAAUUGAUAAACACUUACAAAACAGCUGUUGGUAAACAAAAAGAUAAAGAAUUCCAAAAUCUGACUCAAAAAUUAUUUGAAACACUCGUGAAUUCGUUGAAAAAAGAUGGCGUCAAAUCAAAGAUAAAAAUCAAGGUUUUGAAGGCACUUUUGUUCUACCCUGGGACUUUUAUUUUUGAAAAAGUCACCAAAAGUAAGCUUGUGCAAAAUAUAACUGCGAGUUUGAACACAGAAGGGGUUAAAAAAUUAGCCGGGAUUUAUCGUGAUGUAAUUUUGGCCACAAAUGAUAAAGUUGUUAAUGACAAUACAAGGGAAAAAUGGUGGAAUGUUGAUAGAAUUUACGCUUCGCAUUUGUUGGUAAAAUUACUAAAUCAUCCUUCUAUGCACGAUAAUAAUGAGUGGAAAGUCGAACAGUUGGUAUUUUUGAUGAAAUUGGGGCUCCUGAAGGACGAUAAUAUCGGUCACGAGUUGGCCGACUCGUUCAAAGAAACCUUCUACUCGUCACUUGAUUUGAAAUUAUCAAAAUUAGACGAUUUGAGGCAAAUUUUGAGUAAAAUUACUCAAGAAUUUGCCACACUUGUCGCGCUCGUUCGUCACCCUUUGAGUGAGGAAAACGGCGAAAUGUGGCAACGCACACUUGACCUAGCCACGAAAUUGGAAAACUCAUCAAAGAAGAAAAAUUCCGUUUUUCAUACCCUUUUUCUUCAUCUAGGACUUCAAUUGUUUAAUAAUAAUAAUACUAAAUUAGCUUCCGAUUCGUUAGAAGAGUUAUUCGUUUGUUACGAUAAAACGAAAAAGAAGAGUGUUGACGAAAAUGAUUUGGUUUGGAUCGAAGUCGUUGUUGAUCUAUUUUUGAAUCUUUUGUCACAUAAUUCGCAUUUGUUACGUAGUGUGAUAAAUUGUGUUUUUCCCCACUUGUGUAAAUAUAUGACUGACAGUGCGAUUCAUCAAAUUUUGAGCGUUUUGGAUCCGAAAAAUGAUUCGAAUCCGUUGACGCGAGUUGAUGAGAGUAGUAGCGAUGAAGAGGAGGAAGUCGAAGAUGAGGAAGAAGAAGAAGAAGAGGAAGAAAGUGAUGAAGAGGAAGAAGAACCAGUCAAUGAUAAGUUACGAAUGGCUUUACAUCAGGCAUUGGGUGCGAAUGUUGAUUCAGAAGCAGAAAGUAUAGAUCUUGAUGAUUUAGAUGAUGAAGAAGGGGAAAAACUAGAUGAAGCUUUGAGUCAAGCAUUUAAACAGUUUAAACCAAAUUUGGGUAAAAGAAAGAAACAGAAGAAAGACGAAGAAGCGUUGACUCACUUCCGGAUUCGCGUUUUGGAUUUGAUCGAGAUUUAUCUAAAUUCGAAUCCUUCAAUGAUCCUAACAUUGGAAAUAAUGUUACCUUUGCUUCAAUGUUUGGAAUUUUGUAUCAGAGACGAUCACCAGAAACCCCUCCAAGACCGGUUGAAAUCCUGUUUGAAGAAAUUAUCCUCGUUGAAGAAAUUUGAAGAUUGUGAGGGCGUAAAUGAAGAAAUUUUGGUCGAUUUGUUGAAAAGUCUCCUCGAGAAAGGGACACGAAACGUGAUUAUUAUCCAAGAAAUGGCUGAAAAAAUUUCCGAGUGUUGCAUUUUCGUUAUAAAUUGUUCAGAAUUGGUCAUAAUGAAGAAAAAGAAGAAAAGUGGGAUUAAAGCCGUGAUUAAGGAUGGCCUCGAGGCGUUUUUCACGCGCCGGGAUUGUGUAAUCCCUUAUGUACUUUUCAAAAAUUUGGUACAAACUAAUUGGGAGGGAGUGUUGGGUUUGGUGUCCCACUUAUUCGGUUUUGUUUUCGCAAAUUCGAUACGGCCGUUCCGCAGGAGUCAAGCCGUGGAACUAUUGAAGAUUUUCUUCAAUAAUCAUCGAUUUUUCACCAUGCAUAGUGAAGAAAGUAAGUCGGUGGAAGGUCACACUAGGAAUUUCCUCCGGGAUUGUGUCGAUUUCUUCCGGGAGUUUUACGCGAAUCCCACGGAGAGGAAAGUAAAAGAGAAGUUUUUGGCCGCGUUGUUCGAGCUUUUGGCACAAUUGAAAGGGAAUUUUUUGGGUCAGGAUUUUGAAAAUUGGGGAGUUUUGGGCGAUUCGGUCAGGGAUUGUCGUUCGAUUUUGACGUUUUCGAAAGAUACAAAAGUCGCGUUCAAUAAAUUGUGUAACAGUUUAAAGAUUUCCAAUGUUGUGGAAAUGAUGAAGCAGAAAACGGUCAAGUUGAAUACGGUCGAAGAGGGUGAAAGUGAAGAAAAGGAGGAAGAAAAGAGGAAGAAGAAGAAGUUGAGUAAGGAUAAGUUGAAGUUGAAGAAGGAGUCGAAGGAGUUGAGGUUGCAGAGUUUGUCGAAAGGGUUGAAGAGGAAGUUUGAGUGGGAGGAAGAUGAAGAAACGAAGAGAGUUAAAAAUUGAUUUUUAAAUAAAUUAUUUCUAAAGAAA
Messenger RNA from Tribolium madens (black flour beetle), 3670 nucleotides. RefSeq names its product rDNA transcriptional regulator pol5 (gene Mybbp1A). Gene Ontology annotation, molecular function: sequence-specific DNA binding; transcription corepressor activity; transcription factor binding. Lineage: Eukaryota; Metazoa; Arthropoda; Insecta; Coleoptera; Tenebrionidae. The coding region runs from base 251 to 3643 and encodes 1130 amino acids. The record is from RefSeq and is a predicted model, not a curated record. The transcript is spliced from 6 exons. Gene Ontology annotation, cellular component: nucleolus. Gene Ontology annotation, biological process: regulation of DNA-templated transcription.